Molecule: messenger RNA, 1131 nt
Organism: Stylonychia lemnae
Lineage: Eukaryota; Ciliophora; Spirotrichea; Sporadotrichida; Oxytrichidae
Source: the annotation of a GenBank genome assembly
AUGCAGAAAAACAAGGGUAAACACAUUGGCAAUAGAUAUCGUAUUGUGAAGUAGAUAGGAGAAGGUCUGUUAACAGAAGUUUAUCAGGUGGAAGAUGAGAGAUCGAAUCAGACAUAUGCUAUGAAAGUUAUAGCAGAGUAAGGAAACAAGAACAAAAAGCAAUUGAUAAAUCUGCACUUGCAAACUUUUGAGAUGGAGUUCAAGCGAGAAGCUUCAUUUUUGAGGAACAUGAAUCAUCCGCACAUCAUCAAGAUGGUUCACUCCAAGAUGAAUGAGGAAGAUAGACCCAAGUCAGGUGAAUCCGGAAAAAGCAAUAAAAGCAAUAGUAGUGGAAGUGGUGAAGAAAAUGAGUAAAAUAGCUAUUAAAGAGAUCAAUAGGGGUUUGAUAAGUAUAUAAUUUUGGAACUGGCUGAGAACGGAGAUCUUUUUGAUUUCGUCGUUUCCACCUAGGAAGGGAUGGGAGAGGAACUUUCUAGAUUCUACUUCUAACAGAUUCUGUCAGCUGUUGAAUAUUUGCAUUUAGAUCAGAAAAUUAUUCACAGAGAUUUGAAACUUGAGAAUAUUUUAGUCGAUGGGAUGUUUAAUCUCAAAAUUUGCGACUUGACUCUUGCCAAAACUAUCUAAGAAGGUUCAGUCGUAGGAGUCUUUUACUCUUAAGUUGGAACUGAAAGAUAUAUGGCUCCUGAGAUUCUACUCGGCCAGCCAUACAAGGGUAACACGACAGAUAUAUUUGCUCUGGGAGUUAUCUUGUUUAUUAUGGUAACGGGAGUCAUGCCCUUUUAUUAGAAGGCUACGAAAUCGGAUCCAUUGUACUCGCUUAUUUAUAAGAAUGACGAAAAGGGCUACUGGGAGGCACUUUUGAAGACCUACUAAAACCAGUAGAACUUCAAUGCCAACCUAUCAGAUGAAUUCAAGAAGUUCGUUUGGCAGUUCUUCAGCUUCCAUUACUUUGAGCGUAUAACUUUGGACAAGAUUAAGGGGAAUAAGUGGUUUUAGCAGGAGAUUAUACUUUCCCGAGAAACCGUGCUGAAAGAGAUGACUCGUAGAAAAUAAAACUUGGACGACAAGUACAAGAACAACCCAACCAUCGCUUAGUAAAGAAUCAAAAAUACUAGAAUGACAGAGUUAUGA